Molecule: messenger RNA, 519 nt
Organism: Parastagonospora nodorum SN15
Lineage: Eukaryota; Fungi; Ascomycota; Dothideomycetes; Pleosporales; Phaeosphaeriaceae
Exons: 1
Coding region: 1-519 (172 amino acids)
Source: RefSeq, a predicted model, not a curated record
AUGUCCGAGACAUCCAGCACAACGCCCACAGUUACUCCGGGCCCGGACCACAAGAACUGCGCGCUGUUUGACCUCACAAUGUGGAUCUUUGGCAAAGCAAAGCGCACCACCGAUAAGAUCAUGACGGAGGCCACCGCAGCUCUACCGCUCGCAAAGAAAAAGCUCGAGAUGGCAGAGCGUAUCCUGCCUGCCGACCACCCCCAGCGCAAGAAACACAUCGACGCCGUCGCCAAUAUCGAGAAGCAGUUGUCCAUCGGCGCCGAGUUGGUCAGCGCUACCGCAGCGGAGCGCAUAUCCUACUGCGACAACAUGCCCGAGUACGCGACCGGUCUGUUCGCGCAGUACAACUGCGACCACGUGAUUCACUUCCUUGCGCUACUGAACAGCGCGUUUGAGAGGAUGAGGGAGGCGAAUCCCGGUAUGAGUGCAGAUGGACAGUUCAAGAACUUGAAGGCGAUUCAGGCGCAUUAUGAGGAGAUGCCCACGGAUGUGUUGACACCGAGGACGGUUUGUGAGUAG